GUUAACCAGUGUUAACUUUGCCCCUUUCUCACCCUUUUUUCGGUCAAUUUUUCACAGUAAUUUGUUUUAAAUUUGGUACAUCGUUAUCAUGGCAAGUGCUACUAGUUCGAAGGGCGAAUUCCUGGUCGGGGGGAAGUACAGACUUGUCAGAAAAAUCGGCAGCGGUUCGUUCGGUGAUAUUUAUUUGGGCGUCAACAUAACAAAUGGCGAGGAGGUAGCUGUCAAACUAGAAUCACACAAAGCUAGGCAUCCACAGUUACUCUACGAAAGCAAAUUAUAUAAAAUUUUACAAGGUGGUGUUGGGAUUCCCCAUAUUCGGUGGUACGGUCAAGAGAAAGAUUACAAUGUUCUAGUAAUGGACCUCCUAGGUCCAAGCUUAGAAGACCUCUUUAAUUUCUGCUCCAGACGAUUCACAAUGAAAACAGUUUUAAUGUUGGCAGAUCAGAUGAUCAGUCGAAUAGAGUAUGUCCAUAAUAAGAAUUUCAUCCAUAGAGAUAUUAAACCAGAUAAUUUCUUGAUGGGUAUUGGAAGACACUGUAAUCAGCUUUUCCUGAUUGAUUUUGGCUUGGCAAAGAAAUAUCGAGAUAGCCGUACAAGGCAACAUAUACCUUACCGUGAAGACAAGAAUCUAACUGGUACAGCACGUUAUGCCAGUAUCAACGCUCAUCUUGGUAUUGAGCAAAGUCGCCGUGACGACAUGGAGUCCCUUGGCUAUGUGUUGAUGUAUUUCAACAGAACCAGCUUGCCAUGGCAGGGUCUGAAAGCCGCUACUAAGAAACAAAAAUAUGAAAAAAUCAGUGAAAAGAAAAUGUCAACGCCUGUGGAAGUAUUGUGUAAGGGAUUCCCAGCUGAGUUUGCCAUGUACCUCAAUUACUGUCGUGGACUACGGUUUGAAGAAGCGCCUGACUACAUGUAUCUUCGUCAGUUGUUUCGAAUCCUCUUUCGUACUCUGAAUCACCAGUACGAUUACACCUUCGAUUGGACCAUGCUGAAACAGAAAGUGGCGGCGGCACAGUCUGCCACAAAUCCAAGCACCAAUGCAGUGGGUACACCAUCAGGUGCCAAGCAUACAGACAGCAAAGCCAAGAGCAGCCGGCAACGUUGAACCAAAACCACCUGUAAAUAAACUGUCACUAGCUUAACGUGGUACACCAGUGCAAGGAACCUUUCCAGGACUAUAAUGUGAUGGCUUUCUGUGAUCACACUUAUCUGAUCCUUGCAUCAGCUGGAGGCAUGCAUUGGGCAUGCUUUUUCCAUCUUUAACUCUUCAACCUUGUUAACAUCACCCUGUCAUGCUAUAAAUUUCCAAAGAUGACCGUGCAUGACAUCUGUUCAUACUGUAUAUUACUCAUAUAUUUUAGAUUACCUUUGCUAGAUGUAUAGCUUAAGAUGUGUAUCCUAUGUAAACAAUUAGUGUUUAGUUAAUAUAUUGAUCAGACCCAACAAGUAUGAUAGAGGGGAAGGGAACUCCUGGUAAUGUUUUUGAUAUAAAUUACAAUCUUCCAAAAAAACUUCUAGCCUGAUGUUAUUCUUGAUUACACAAAUAAUAAAUAAACUUCACAAGUUUGUAAAGUCAUUGGUAGACUUUAUCAUUUUA
Saccoglossus kowalevskii is the source of this 1597-nucleotide messenger RNA. RefSeq names its product casein kinase 1, alpha 1 (gene csnk1a1). Lineage: Eukaryota; Metazoa; Hemichordata; Enteropneusta; Harrimaniidae. Gene Ontology annotation, molecular function: protein kinase activity; ATP binding. The record is from RefSeq and is marked provisional. Gene Ontology annotation, biological process: protein phosphorylation.